Molecule: messenger RNA, 6033 nt
Organism: Trachemys scripta elegans
Lineage: Eukaryota; Metazoa; Chordata; Testudines; Emydidae
Product: E3 ubiquitin-protein ligase rnf213-alpha-like
Exons: 25
Coding region: 1-6033 (2010 amino acids)
Biological process (GO): sprouting angiogenesis; ubiquitin-dependent protein catabolic process; negative regulation of non-canonical Wnt signaling pathway
Cellular component (GO): membrane; cytosol; nucleolus
Molecular function (GO): ubiquitin-protein transferase activity; ATP hydrolysis activity
Source: RefSeq, a predicted model, not a curated record
AUGUCUCAGGCCAGGGCCAUCAAUGGCAAUGGGAUUUUUAUCAUCUCCACACCUCAGAAAUUCAAGCCUUCUCUGGAUAAUUGCAUUUCACUGCUGCUGCCAGGGGAUGUCGCGGAAAAGGCUGCUCAAGGAGACCAGACAGACAAGACGGACUCUAGAACGUACAGCCUGGCUCAGCUCACGGAGCUGCAGAACAAACUCAUGCUGAUAGCCACAAAGGCUGAGCAGGGCAGAGAAGAGGUGAACAGGUUCCUGGAGAUCCUGGAAAAAAUUGAAAUGGUUGGGAAGCUCUACUUGCAACUUCUCAGCGUUGGCAACAUCCUUUUCAUAGAUUGGAAAGCUGAAGUUUACUGUGACCCCAAACGCAAAGUAACAAUCUACGCAGAGUUUGGAAUAGCCGGAAUCCUUGUUCAGAGUAAAAAACCCAUCCUGGAAGAAUUAGAUGGCAUUUGCAAAAUCAUGGAGCAUUGCCUUGUAGAGUGGAAGAAAUAUCUGGAGACUCAAAGGAACAAUUAUUGCCAUCUAAACAUGUUCACUGCACGCCAACUCUUCUACUUGUGUAGCAAGUUAGCCAAACUGCAUGAAGGACAAACAGACCCACAGGCUCUCAAUAUGCUUUCUGUUUUCAAGCAUGAUGUUAAAGAAGAGGAUAUCAGAGAAGCAUUAAAGAGAGCACUUGAAACUCCUGCAGAAUCCGUUGAUAUAUCAGAGAAGGAUGAUCAGUCCGUGUCCUGGAAUGACUACAUUGUUAAAUUUCCUCAGCUCAUCCAAGGUCUGGUUGAGUCUGGGUAUGACGAAUCAGUGGGUAAGGCAGCUCUCCAGAGUUAUCUGCCAAACUCAGCCAUCACUGAGCAAAUGCUCAUGGAAUUCGCCUUAGACUAUGCUGAUGAAGAGGAAAAGAUUGAAGAGCUGAGCAAAUUAUACGACGAGCAGAGAGAAGCCUUUCUGCAGAAGUCCAUGAAGUUUAAAAACAGGAACAGAGAUGUGGAUCCAUCCACCUUCCAAAGCCUUGCAAAAGAUGAAGUGGCCACUUCCUUUGAGAGUUUGCCGUCUAUCCAUGCCAAGGUGCAUUUGCUCUGGAACGCUUACCGUAGCAAGCUCACUGGCUUGGUGUCAGACAAAUACAUUAGCCUGGAUGUUUUCGGUGAAAUGCUGAAAUACCUGACAUCUCCUGAAACCGCUGUCAUUGAGAGGAAUUUACCAGUGGGUUUGGAAGCGGGGAAGCCUUGCCUUGUCACAUGUAAAGAAGAGCAGAUGUUACCCUCCUUGUUGUCUGUCUAUACGCACUCCAAGGGGGCACCUCUUCCAACGUAUGAUGAGGUGCUGGUCUGUACCCCUGAGACAGAGGAAGAAGACAUUGAGCUGAUUGUGAGGAGAGCUCUUUCUCCAGACCCCAGACACAAAAAGAUCUAUUGCUUGCUUGGUGCAGAAAAAUUAGUUUACAAAGUCUCCAAGAACCUAGAGUCCCUCUUCUUCCACUUUGCACAAUCUUGCAGCAAUGCCGAUUACAGAUUUCUCAUCUUCUGUGAUGCCAAAGCUCACAAUUCUUAUGUUAUGACGGCCUUUGACACAUACAAAGUCUCCUUUUCCUGUGAUUUGGGAGUAGAAAUUCAGAAAUACCUGAAGACACACCUGAGAGUGCCCAGUGGGGUGGCACCUGUUGCUCAGGUCUUUGAAAAGCCCUUUCAACAGAACGUGAAGUUUGUAUUUUCAGAGCGAGCUGGCAUGGGGAAGUCUUUGUUUGUAGCAAAUACCACCAGAAAAGCCAAAACCCGACCAGAGAAUGCAGAGCUGAGACACAAAACCAUUAGGCUGACGGAGUCGGAAAUAGAUUUUGGAUUUCUCCUGGAGGAGCUUCGCUCACUGGAACAAAAACCAACUGAGGCUGGGCCCAGGAUCUUCCACAUUGACGUAUCCCCUGUGAUGACCAGUGAAAUGGAGAAAGGAUUUCUAGGUCUCCUUCCAGCUGUGAAAUGCAUGUCACCAGUAGAAGUACUAGAGAUGCUUAAAAACAACAGUUCUGGAGAUGCUGCUGAAGUGGAACAACAGCUACUGGACAGUGACACGUUCAGGGGUGAUGCCUUCCAAAGGUCAUACCAGUACAUCAGCAGAUACCAGCGAAAGGCUGAUCUUGACAGGUUCUGUUUCACCCCUGGGAGGGUUGAAGGGACCCAGGAAGAGUGUCUGAGGCUCUUGUUGGACUCCUGUGGGAGAAAGAACCCUUCCUGGACUGAGCUCAGCAACUUCACACGCUUCCUAAACCUCCAGCUGAUGAAGUGUGAAAACUCAGUGUUCUGCAGCAGCGAAUUAGUGGAAGAGGGAUUUAAGGGGUUCAAGGCAUUUGUGAUAAAAUUUAUGAUCACCAUGUCCAAGGACUUUGCCUUGCCUUCCCUAGCCAUGGCAGAUGAAAGCUCACCCAGCGAAGAGGAGAAAAUGGACGAGGACAGUGUAUUGAGAGGGUACCAGUUAAGACGCAAGUGGGAGCAAGAAUCUCACCCCUACAUAAUUUUCCAUGCUGACAACCACUCCAUGGAGUUCUUGGGUUUCCAUAUCAAUUCGAGUUUUGAUGCUGUUGAUGCACAUUCACAGGCUGUUCUAGAGAAGAAGGUUAUUGACCGACAUUUAUAUCGCACCCUUGAGUUUCAGAAAGUCCCUUUCAAUAAAAAGUUUGAAGAUCUGUCCAGACAAGAGCAGCUAGAAACUCUCUGCAGCGUAUUCGGUGUGAGAAGCUCCCAAGACCCAGAUGAAUCCUACCAACUGACCCUGGACAAUACCAUGAAAAUGCUGGCCAUUCACCUGAGGUUCCAGUGUGGGAUUCCCGUGAUCGUCAUGGGCGAAACAGGCUGUGGGAAGACCAAGUUGGUGCAGUUCAUGUGCAGCUUGCAAAGAGCAGGAAAGGAUGUUCAGAAUAUGAUGCUGGUGCGUGUUCAUGGAGGCACCAGCUCCAAAAUCAUCCACCAGAAAGUCAAGGAAGCCAUCGAGCUGGCGCGCGUCAAUGAAGAGACGUACUGCAUAGUGGAUGAGAGAAGAAAACCAGGAACGACCGGUCCAUCACACAUCGUCAUCAUAACCAAAGUCCCAAGGAUACUCGGGGGGUGCAGUUACCUGGCAUUCAGUGCUGGUGAGUGGCGCACUGUUCACUUGGAUGACUUGCUUCCUCCCGAGACCUUUGCAGCCAAUCUGGGACAGCUCUCCAAAAUGACAGUCGCUGAGAUUUUCAUGAACAGCACCCAGCAGAGAACCGACACAAGUUGUCCAGAGGAUUCUGUUGCCCCUGAAGAUGCUGAAAAAGCCAAUGACUCCCCAGAGGAAAAUCUGCAACUGAUCAACACUGAAUUCCUGAUCAAACAAAGUGUCCAGAAAGCUGUAAUCCAGCUGGAGGAUAAGAAAGACAACAGCCAGCGAGCUACAAAAAGGAUACAGAUCCUCUAUGAUGCACUUUUUCAGUCUCAGAGCAAGAAUAUAUUUGCCAGUCAUUUUAUGGAAGUGUUGAAAAGGAGAAUUUGUAACCUUUUACAAGAACAAGAGAUGGUGAGCCAUAAGCCUAGAGAGUGGAUUUUCCGCAGAGCUCUGUCUAGCGAGUUCAUACUUGAAGGCACUUCAUUCAGGCAUGUUGUCUGGAUUCAUUUGGAAGACAUUCUGGCAAACAUGUUUGCUCAAAUUCUAGCAGUAGUUGAUGCAAACAACAACUUGGAUCACAUCUCUCAAGAAACUCCUAUCUCUGACCUCUGGCUCCAGAUGUUCAAAGAUGAAUCAUUUCUGAAGAUUAAGUAUACCAGCAAGGCCCCUGAUGCUAAGAUUUCUGUGUUAUCAAUGAGCGAAGACCCCAGCAGGUCCACACAGUGCUGCUUUCCAUUCAGCUGGGUUUUGAAAGCUCGCCUGGACGAGAUAUGGGAGAAAGUCCAUCGGGUGAAAGGUUAUCCAAAGGACCCUACUGUGGACUCUGCUGAGAUGUUUCAAAGCUCUAUCUUGAAUAUGCCAGUGCCAGAUGGCAAUAGUCCAGAAAUGGUUCAGCGUUAUGCCAGUGAUUUUGUGAGGAUGGCUUUUCCAGGGCAAGAUGUUCAGGUUUAUGAGAUUCUGUCUAAUGUUCUCAUAACUGGUGCAAAGCAGCUCUGCACCUCUUUGACACAGGACGAGGUGGGGUUUUCCCUGAUUUGGUUGCACAUUGAAUAUUUCUACCUACAAGAGAAUUAUCAGCUGUUCAUCAAUUUAGUGAAGAAUGAGGAGACUCUAGCCAAUGAGCUGCAGAAAGUUUAUAAAGAAGACACAACUAAAAUGUUUGUAGCUCUUGAUGCCGUGAGCAUCGUCCUGAAGCAGCUGCAGCCCACAGAGAAGGCACUUCUGCCAUUCAACGCCUGCCUGAGCUGGCUGAAAAGGAUCAAGUCCAUUAAGCACACUGUGGAGCUGAUCACAUUGGACGACUACCAGAUGAGACUUUACGAUAACAAAGAGGAAUUAUUGAACAGCGUAUUACACCAAUGGAAUUGCACCAACAUCGUCUACCUGCUCAUCGAUCACCUGCUACACGAUGAAACCAACGUGGAUGAGAAGCUGCUAAAGCUCGUUGUGAAGCAGUUUGUCUUCCUCUGGAAUUUACUGUACAAAACUGAAGACCGUAAACCAGCAAAGAUUUUUGAAGUUGUGACAAAAGUGCUGAAGAGAUGCAGCAACAAUGCUGCUACCGUCUACCUUGUGAAGGGUGUGAACGAGUGCAAAAGCUGCCAGAAUGAGAUCACUGACCCAGCUGAGCUGCCCUGCGGUCACAUUUUCUGCACUCAGUGCAUCCGGGAGUGGAACAUCCGGCAGUGCAAGAUCUGCAAGGAGAGUGUCCCUGAGGAUUACGUGCCCACUGCCUCCCAGAUCACCAGGGAGGCAGUUGCAAGUCACAACAAAUUCAGGAGGAAGUGCAACUCAUUCUUUGUGGAGUUUGUCAGUAGUUACUGUUUUGGGGACAAAAUCCCUCCAUCUGCAGAGAUCAUCGAACAACUGAUUAAGUUCGUGGCUUGCAAACCUUCUAACUCAGAACAUCCAGAGGUUAGAAAGGUGUACAAACCAACGAGUGACUUGUCGCCCUUUGAAGAAUGCAUGGAUCCGAGUCCUACUGUCAAGUCUUCCCUUUUGAAAAUGUUGCUCCGAUGCAGACUAGACGAUGUGAAGGAACACCUGGAAGGCUAUCUCUCCAGGAUGGAGGAAGUAUUAUCAUUAAAUCAAAGCAGUCGCAAUGAUUUCUAUUUCAUGGUAGUGUGCUGCUUUGAGGAUUUUAUGUAUUCCUCCUUUGAAGAAGAUGCCAGCCAGAAUUCGGAGCACGUGCUCUCCACUGCAGAUCUGUCUGCUCCCAGCUCUGCCACCGUCACCAGCAUUGAAAACCUGCAGUUCAUUGCUAAGCUCCGACUCGCCAUCGGUAACGUCGCAGCUGUGCUUGGCAGAGAACUGCCAAGUGCUGCAGACCAGAAUACAUGGACCAGUGCUGAAACUGCAGAGAAACAGUCCCAACUUGUGAAUUCCAUGAAAAAUCUGGUUGAAAAGGCCCAAACACCUUGGCCUCAAAUAUUCCUGAUUAGAAAUCUUUGUAAUUUCUAUGGGCUGAACAUAAUGCAGAAGAUUCUUCAGCAAGAGUCGUGGAUUUUACCCAGAGGAAUUGAGACUUCACAGGACAUGAAAAUCAGCUCCAAUACACCCUUGAUGCUUGUGACGCUAGACAGAGCAAGAGGCCUCAUUAAAAACACAGACUCCGAAGAAGCCAAGCAACUAACAGCCAUCACAAAGCACAUGGAGAGGCUCCUACAGGCAUCGCGGCCAUCAGAAGAAUCCAUGGAAAACAAAUUGGAAAAGAUCAUGAGUGACGUGAGCAGCCAGGAGAAUGCAGCCUUGCUGGAAGUGGUGCUGCAUACUGCUCUCACGCUGACCCUGUCCCAGCACCCGCUCACCGAGCUAUUCAAAUCCAUCUGCUUCCAGCCCAGCGCUGUCAAGGUGAGUCUAAAGCAAAGAGCCAUUGUAUUCCUCCUUGGCCCCAGCAGCUCUGUGUGCCACUGA